Penaeus indicus is the source of this 1066-nucleotide messenger RNA. RefSeq lists its product as uncharacterized. The coding region runs from base 233 to 565 and encodes 110 amino acids. The transcript has 2 exons. The record is from RefSeq and is a predicted model, not a curated record. NCBI's taxonomy places the organism in Eukaryota, Metazoa, Arthropoda, Malacostraca, Decapoda, Penaeidae.
UCGGCCAGACAUUCAUUAGUUCCUCUCAGCUUUCGUGCGGAGAGGGACGAAGCUCUUGAGUCCCGCAGAAAGGUGUGUGACUUUGAUCAAGAGACACUAGACUGUAACAUAGUGCAAGUGGGAAGCAUUAGUCGCAUGAGUGAGGGCUGCAGGACACUUUGCACAGCCACCCUGCACUCUGAGCCUCCACGCUCGUGUAACGCUGCUUGUCAAGUGUAUUGGAGUUUCAAGCAUGAACCCCCUACCUGACUCGAGUGACAUAAACAGUAGCUCACAAAAUGCUAGUCCACAUGCGCCCCGUUCUGUCUUCGUGGAGCAAGUCUCUCUCCCUAGUGUGCCAGAGCAAGGCCCGAGAGCCACGGAACCUUUGCAGAACGGUUUUGUGCAGAACCUAAUUACUCGCACCUCCGAAGUGUUACCUGAGGAACAUGUAAAUACCCCCACCGCCUGUGACUCGACCGACCUGGACUUUAAUCUGGUAGCGUCCUGGCCCGACGAAGACAUAGUCAAUGAAGACUUCGAAACCCUCCUCAACAGAGCGUUGCAUCGCCCCCCCCAGCAGUGACUUGGAGUGAGGGAGUGGGGUAAGGGGGAGGGCCAUAGGGGGAUAGCCACCCCCUUUUUUAUGGUCGCCCUCGGUCCUUCCUCACUCGCAGGCUGAAUACCGGAUUCUCGACCCUCAAGCAGCAGCGUCAAAACAAAUGUCAUGCAUGGCCCGAGUGUGGUACUGGGUAACUGACGAGCUUCUGCUUCUCAGCGCAAAGUGCAUGCGCGCGCUUCACGAUUAACCUGAUAUGCAACGCAUUGUUUUGUAGCUCAAGUGAUAACCUCGUGCAAUGAGCGAAUUAUAUUUUUCCGAGUCUGACUCUGACCUUAACAAAGCCAGUCAUGAAUGUGAUGUAGAUUGUGCAAAAAUAUGUAUGCAUAAAAAAGAUAAAUUUUGUAUGUUUGUAUAAAAAAGGAUACUCUAAAUUAAGUUUAUAAAUAUAUAUAUAUAUAUUUAUUAAGACAAUUGUAAGAAGAUGGGAUGUCGAAUAUCCUUGUUAAUAAAAUUAUAUAAAACCAA